Molecule: messenger RNA, 4128 nt
Organism: Zootermopsis nevadensis
Lineage: Eukaryota; Metazoa; Arthropoda; Insecta; Blattodea; Termopsidae
Source: RefSeq, a predicted model, not a curated record
UGUCAUUUCCGUGCAUUAUGUUGUAUUCCGUGAUCGUUUGUAAGAUGGUGGAUUUUGUGCGUGGUCGUCAACAAUUUAUAUAAUUAUAUAAAAAUUCCACUUGCAUUGGUAUAUUUUGUACAGAUUCUGAAAUGGGCUCUCCAGACUGUGAUUCUGAAGAUUCUACCGAGAUGAUGAAGGACAAGAGAAAGGAUCUGAAUGCAGAUAUUUCCAAAAAGAAGAGGAAAAAGAAGCACAAACAUCAUCACCAUAAACAUAAAAAACAUUGUUUAUCCGAUAAACAUGAAAGGAAACACCAUAAAAAACGAAAACACAGAAAAGGGAGUGAAAAUGGUGAUGUGUCCCAUGUGGAUGUUAACAAAAGACCUGAUAAACCAAAGGAUAAUAUUUCAAUAAAGAUUUCAGCUGGGAGCUCGAAAAGAGAAGUGAAAGAGGAGGUUAAAGUAAGAAAUACUGAAAAACACGUAGGUAAUUGUAAGGAUGUUGUUUUAAAUGGAAAAGGAGUGCAGAAAAUAGAACCUGAACAGAAGAAAAAUGAACCAGCAGAUAAUUCAAAAUUCCCAGUUGAUGAAUCAUCUGAAUCUGAAGAUGAUGUCAAAGCAAAGGAAAGUGAUUCAGAUAUUGAAGUAGCUGUGAUUGAGGAUGACAUUGAUUUGGAAGAUCUUAUGCGCCAGAAGGCACUUCUCCAGGCCAGACUAGGUGCAUAUAUGUCAGAAGCUGAUGAUGAUGAUGACAGUGAUAAUUGUAAUGCUGGUAAACAAGCUACCAAGCCUGUUCCUGAAGUCAUUAAUUUGGUGGAUGAUGAUUCAGAAGUGGCUCAAGAAACUCCUAGGAGAAGGCAUGAAAAGAGAAAAAGAAAACAUAGUCGGAGUAGAAGUAGAGAACAGGGGCAGGUGAGGAUUGAACCAGACACCAAUGAUGAAAGAAGGAAAGGCACUAAAGAUGAACGGGACAAGGAUAAAGAUCGAGACAGGAAACGAGGAACAACAGAACUGUCACGAGAUUUAAGGAAACCAAGGGAAAGUGACAGAGAUCGGGAACAUGUACACCAUAACCGAGAAGAGAAAUCAGGAUAUCACCGAUCACAGAAUGAUCGAAGUGGUCGGCGUGAAUUGCCUGGUGAGCUGAAAAGGAAGGAAGAUAUCCAGCGGAAGUAUGGAGAAAGUAGGGAUUCUCAGAGAAAAAUACCUAGCCGAAGCAGGACACCUCUUGUGACUACUGUAUCACGUUCAUAUAGCCGAAGUCGUGAUGCAGACAACCAACGAAAUGAGAGUAGGUCCAGAGAUACUGAAAGGGAGAGAGAGAGGGAUAGGAUAGAACGACAAAGAGAGAGAAACAGGCGGUGGCCAUCUGCAAGAUCACGGUCACCUCGAGGUAGAGACAAGGAAAGAGAUCGUGACAAGGACCGGGAUCGACAGCGGUGUUCUCGUCAUGGCAGAUCUCAGAAUAAAGGAAGAAGUGGAGAGAAGGGUGAUAUUUUUAAGGACAGUCUUUCUGAAGGUUUGAAAGCUGAAAAGUCUUCAUCCUCAUCGUCAGAAGAAAUUGAAGAUAUUAAUAUUGAGGAAGACGAGGAUGAAGAACAAAUUAUUCAGAAGAGACGUAAGCAGCGAGAAGAACUUCUUAGGAGACUGGGAGCCGGAAAUGAAGACUCAAAUAUGUCAACUGUGAAUCUGUCAGAACGAAGCAGUCCCUCAGAACGGCCUACUACGGUAUCAGAUGAUAAUAGUGUAAAUGGUCAGUUGUUAGAGUAUAAUGAAACCAGUCAGCCUAAAGAAAUGGAUAAAGAUGUUGCAGAGAAAGGAAAAUCAAGAUUCAGUUCUCAUGAGACAGCUGAUGAUGGGAAAGAAAAGUCCAGUAAACAAGAAAAGCGAGAACGCAAGGAUGGAAAGAAGAAUGAAUGGGAUAUGUUUGCAGAAGCUGACACUUUGGAAGAGUACAAUAGUCCAAGCACUGUGGACAAACUGCAUGGUGGUCCUGAAAAUCCGAAUCUCACAGAUAACUGGGAUGAUGCUGAAGGUUAUUAUCGUGUUCGUAUUGGAGAAGUAAUGGAUGGACGUUACGUGGUGUAUGGUUAUACUGGCCAGGGAGUUUUCUCUAAUGUGAUUAGGGCCAGAGAUGGAGCAAGGGGUAAUCAGGAUGUGGCAGUGAAGAUUAUUCGCAACAAUGAAAUCAUGCACAAAACUGGAUUGAAAGAGUUGGAGAUUUUAAGACGUCUCAAUGAUGCUGAUCCUGAUGAUAAAUUUCAUUGUCUGAGACUAUUCCGACACUUUUUUCAUAAGAACCACUUAUGUAUGGUUUUUGAGCCUCUGAGUAUGAAUCUACGUGAGGUUCUGAAGAAAUAUGGGAAGGAUGUUGGAUUACAUGUGAAAGCUGUGAGAUCAUACAGUCAGCAGUUGUUUCUGGCUCUGAAGCUGUUGAAGAAGGCUAAUAUUCUUCAUGCAGAUAUCAAGCCAGAUAACAUUUUGGUCAGUGAGAAUAAACUCGUUCUCAAACUUUGUGAUUUUGGAUCAGCAUCACAUGUGGCUGAAAAUGAGAUAACCCCCUAUCUAGUGAGCCGUUUCUAUAGGGCUCCAGAAAUAAUUUUAGGCAUUCCGUAUGAUUUUGGUAUUGACAUGUGGUCUGCUGGUUGUACCAUUUAUGAACUGUAUACUGGGAAAAUAAUGUUUUCUGGAAAAACCAAUAAUCAGAUGUUGAAGUAUUUCAUGGAUUUAAAGGGGAAGAUGCCAAAUAAAAUUAUAAGGAAGGGAUCUUUCAAGGAACAACAUUUUGACACCAACUGCAAUUUUUUAUAUCAUGAAGUUGAUAAAGUUACGGAAAGGGAAAAAGUAGUAGUUAUGUCAACAUUGAACCCAUCCCGAGAUCUGCUGUCUGAACUGGUUGGCAACCAGAACCUUCCAGAGGAUCAAGCCAGGAAAGUCAAUCAGCUCAAGGACCUUUUGGAGAGAAUUCUGAUGUUGGACUCCUCAAAACGCGUUGCAAUCAACCAGGCCCUGACGCACGCCUUCAUCCAGGAGAAGAUAUGAGCUGCUGACUUUUGAGAUCAAGGGGUUAAAGUUAUUGAGAGAGGUAACUAGUGGUCUCAGGAGUGCCUCCAGCGGGGAAGUGUUGCUAAGCUAGUUCAUAAGAUGUUGCGUGGUCUUAACAUACUUUAUGCUCUUUGAUACUUGGUAGAGAAGUGGGGCCACAACAUUUAUUUUAUUCAAACUUAAUUUGCUGUAAAACUUUGAAAUAUUUAAUUCACAAGCAAAAAGCAGUGAAAUAUGAGACUUUAUUUUAUAUCAUAAUAUAAAUUAUGACAUAAGUCAUGGUUUGCAUUUAAAGAAGUGGAACCCUGAGGUACACUCUGUACGUAAUGUCAUUAGUGAGUACAAGCGGGACAAUAUCUGAUCUUCAUGUAAUUUUACUAUUUAAUUUUCUGGUCUUGUUUAAGAUGAGAAAUGAAUACAUUAAGUUUAUUGAUACUUAUGUGUGAAUGUUAUUCCGCACUAUAUUUGAUUUAUUUAAUGAUGAAAAAUGAUAGUAAAAGCUAUAAAAAAUAAUUUGUUUAGUAAUUUCUUUGUCAAGUGUCCAUUAUUUUAAAAUAAUAAAUAGUAAUAUCCUUGGAACAUUUUAGAUCUCUUUUAAUACCAUUAGUUUACCUUCUGAACAGCCAAAAUGUGUAAUGAGAUAAUGUGGUAGGAGGAAGGGAAAGUUGAAUGACUGAUGUGGGAAAACAUGUAAGUUGUGAAAGCAGUGACUGAAGGGAUUAUUAGUCCACUUUUACAUCAAGGACACCCACUGCACUGUAUUGUUUAAAAUGUUGCUAUGCUGGCAAGACAUUCAGGAGCAGUUGUUAUAUUCUGGUCUGAAUAUAACAAGUUCGUGUUGUGACAUGUUUUGUUUCAUACUUCCAUUUUGUUACUCAUCCAAGAAAUGUCAAUACUUGAAUAUUCUUCAUUGGGUUUUUAAAGAGUAGUGGGAAUUUCCAGCACAUUUAUCCUGAGUAUCCUUACACCCAUUCCUUCUGUUCCAGUAGAUCUACUGUAAAAUAGGGGUAAUGUCUGUGAUGGAUUAGCCUUAAGCAUAUAAAUGGAUUAAAAUAAGUCACUGAUGUUUUUUAAUGUAAUAAAGCAUGAUUAAGCAUAUGAA